Scophthalmus maximus (turbot) is the source of this 3975-nucleotide messenger RNA. RefSeq names its product thrombospondin-2-like. Lineage: Eukaryota; Metazoa; Chordata; Actinopteri; Pleuronectiformes; Scophthalmidae. Bases 276 to 3152 code for a protein of 958 amino acids. The record is from RefSeq and is a predicted model, not a curated record. Gene Ontology annotation, cellular component: extracellular region. Gene Ontology annotation, molecular function: protein binding; calcium ion binding. Gene Ontology annotation, biological process: cell adhesion; negative regulation of angiogenesis. The transcript is spliced from 21 exons.
ACCACAUUAGAAAUUUCUACAGAAACCAAGAGAGCCGUCCGCAUGUUCGCCACUCAGCUUCCUCUUUUGGAUGCUUCAGCGACAAAUUGUGGAGGGAGCCGCGCUCGUGAUUCUCAGUGCGGAUGCCAAGGUGAGAAGGAGACAAGGAGACAAGGAACCGAGGGAAAGGAUACAGCAUUUCCCUCACGGCCCCUGUGGAGCUGCAGCAGGGACGAGCCGACCAGCUGUGACUUCUAGCCGUGAAAGAAAGGCAGAGCUGUGAGAAGCACGCAGGAAUGAGUCCGCUGAGAAGUUUCUCCUGGCUUUUGAUGUUCUUUUACGCAGGUGGUGCAAGGGUCGACAAUGUGUCGUCGCCAAUCUGCCGCCAUCCAUGCGAGGAGCUGGGGGAUUUGCUGACUGAGAUCGAGGGCCUGCGCAUUGUGACCAGCAACCUGCUCGGCGACCUGGAAAGAGUAUCCAAAGAAAAUGAAGAGAUGCGCAUAUUGAUGGCUGAGCUGAGCAACAACAGCAGCGGCAACAGCAGCCGCAGCAGCAACAGCAGCAGAGGAGGCGGCGGCGGCGGCGGCGACGGUGAUGACAAUGAUCUUGACAGGGACAGAGACGGGGAGCUCUGGUGUGUGCAGGACGGACGAGUGUACGAGCAGGGAGAGGACUGGGAGGUCGACAGCUGCACCUCCUGUACCUGCCAGGAUGGAAAGGCGUUGUGUCAGCAGGUGUCGUGCCCUCCUGUGUCCUGCAUCAAUCCGUCCUUCAUCGAUGGAAGCUGCUGCCCCGUCUGUCUCAAUGACGAAGACGGCUGGUCCCCAUGGUCGGAGUGGACCUACUGUUCUGCCCCAUGUGGACGCGGAGGGCAGCAGAGGGGCCGAUCAUGCAAUGGCAUCAUGCCGCCGUGCGCCGGCCCGUCAGUUCAAACCCGCAGCUGCAUGCUGAUGAAGUGUGACCGCAAGGAGCGAGCUGACGGGACCUGGGGCCUUUGGUCUCCUUGGUCUGUGUGCACAACCACAUGCGGAGAGGGAAACAUUACACGGGUACGUCUGUGCAACAACCCCCCGCCACAGAAGGGGGGCCGAGGGUGCCCCGGCGGCGCCAGGGACACACAGCCUUGCAACAACAAACUCUGCCCCAUCGCUGGAGGCUGGACGUCCUGGACUGAAUGGUCCCUGUGCUCAGAGUCUUGUGGAGGAGGCCUCUCAAGUCGCCAGAGACUGUGUUUGAACCCGGCCCCUCAGAAUGAUGGGAAGCCUUGUGCUGGAGAGGCUGUGGACUACGAAGCUUGUAACAAACAGCCAUGUCCUAUAGACACGUGUUUGCUGUCGAAUCCAUGCUUUCCCGGUGUGGCGUGCACAUCACUGAGCGACGGAUCGUGGGAAUGUGGACGCUGUCCCUCGGGCUUAAACGGCAACGGCACUCACUGUGAAGAUGAAAAUGAGUGUGAGGUGGAGGGCGUGUGUGUCACAGAGUGUGUAAACACAGACCCUGGGUUCUACUGUCUGCCCUGUCCUCCUCGGUAUAAAGGCACACAGCCAUAUGGCCUCGGACUGCAGGAAGCCCGUAAAAUCAGGCAGGUGUGUGAGCCGUACAACCCUUGCAAAGACAACACACACACCUGCCACAAGUAUGCCGAGUGUUUGUACCUGGGCCUGGCAUCCGAGGUGUUGUUCAAGUGUGUGUGCGCCGUCGGGUUUGCCGGUGACGGCUCUUUGUGCGGUGAAGACUCUGACCUGGACGGCUGGCCCAACAACGGAUUGCCCUGCAAGCAGAACGCGACCUAUCACUGUCAGAAGGACAACUGCCCCGCGCUCCCAAACUCUGGACAGGAAGACCUGGACAAGGACGGACGGGGGGACGCCUGCGAUCCCGACGACGACAACGACGACAUCAUGGACGAGAGGGACAAUUGCCCGCUGGUGUACAACCCGCGUCAGUAUGACUCUGACAGAGACGGGGUCGGGGACAGCUGUGACAACUGUCCGUUUGAUAACAACCCACUGCAGACGGACACCGAUGACAACGGCGAGGGAGACGCCUGCAGCAUUGACAUAGAUGGAGAUGAGGUCCUGAAUGACCGCGACAACUGUCCCUUAGUCUACAACACUGACCAGAGGGACACUGACCUGGACGGUGUCGGAGACCAGUGUGACAACUGUCCCCUUCUACACAACCCACUGCAGAUGGACUCCGACAGUGACCUGGUGGGGGACAUGUGCGACGACAACGAGGACAUUGAUGAGGACGGCCACCAGAACUCUCUGGACAACUGUCCCUACAUUGCCAACAGCAAUCAGGCCGACCACGAUCAGGACGGGAGGGGGGAUGCCUGUGACCACGACGACGACAACGACGGCAUCCCCGACGACCGGGACAACUGCCGGCUGGUGCCCAACAGGGACCAGCUGGACUCUGACGCUGACGGCAGUGGAGAAGCCUGUUUUGACGACUUUGACAACGACAGUGUCCCAGAUGCGCUGGAUCCGUGUCCACUGAACCAGGACAUCAGGUCGACAGACUUCCGGAGGUUUCAGGUUGUUCUGUUGGACCCCAAAGGCACAACGCAGUCCGACCCCCUCUGGGUGAUCCGCAGCCAGGGUAGAGAGCUGAUGCAGACGGCCAACUCGGACCCGGGCAUCGCUCUAGGAUACGACAAGUUCGGCGCAGUGGACUUCAGUGUCACGUUUUACGUGAACACCGAUCGGGAUGACGACUACGCCGGCAUUGUGUUCGCCUACCAGUCCAGUCAACGCUUCUACGUUGUCAUGUGGAAACAGGUGUCGCAGGCCUACUGGGAGAAAAAGCCUUUUAAAGCUUUCGGCACUGCGGGCGUCUCCAUUAAACUUGUCAACUCCACCACGGGACCAGGGGAGUAUCUACGCAAUGCCCUCUGGCACACCAGGAACACCAGACACCAGGUCAGAACACUGUGGCAUGACCCCAAUAAAACCGGCUGGAGGGACUUCACAGCCUACCGCAUGCACCUAAUCCACAGACCCAAGACCGGGUUCAUCAGGGUGGUGGUGUACGAGGGCAGGGAGAUCAUGACCGACUCGGGGGCGGUGUACGACCACACCCUGGCUGGAGGCCGACUGGGACUGUUUGUCUUCUCUCAGGAACACGUCCUCUUCUCAGACCUCAGAUAUGAGUGCAGAGAUAACUGAAUAAUUUUUGCCGGGAUAUUCAGGAAACUCCACAACUACCCAGCAGAGAUUAUUACAACUCAUACAACACAACGUCGGCACAUCAGUCAGUGACCAUCAUCUAUUAGCUUUUUAUGCAUCAGUAAUAAUUUCCGACUGUCUCAUUUGCUGUAUGUUACUGUAGAAGCAUCUCUAAAGACAACAACGUCUUAUUGCUUUUCACUUGCGCUUUUCCUUGUGUUGUAAAUAAUUAUUUAUUGCCAGAUACCCACUAUGAAAGGAAGAGACGUGAGGAUAAACUGAUGAUGGAAUAAGUCCAUUAGAUGUCUGGUAACUUAUCAAUAAAAUACUUUCUUUUUUUUUUAAAUCCAAUUGUUUUUCCCCCCUUUUCUUUUCUGAUGACGCCAGAACAGUAUGAUGGUGUAAAUGUGGUCUGUAGCGCCUUCUAGUGGUGGAAGUGAUAAUUACAAAUCCCCUAUGGGAAAGAAGAAACCAACCAUUUGAGGUUGUAAAUUCAGUGUUAUAUAAUUUACCUUGACAAAAAUACAAAUACAUCAUGACAAUUUAAAAACCUUCAUUUUAAAAUGUUGUUUGAUAAAAGUAUUCUGUCAACAGAUUUCACUUUAAGUGCUAAUCACACAGAAUAGCCCCUAUGAUGAAACAUUGUAGUUGGUCAAGGUGGAGCUGAUUUUAACAUGAGUACAGUACAAUACUUAAGUACAUGUACCUGUAGUUACUUUACACCACUGGAGGAAGUUCAAAUCAUCUACAGUGUCUGUUUUGUGUCCUGUAAAAUCCUUCUCUGUUUAGUUUGUACAACAAUAAAUCUGUGUCUCCAAAGAAA